Molecule: messenger RNA, 1927 nt
Organism: Phodopus roborovskii (desert hamster)
Lineage: Eukaryota; Metazoa; Chordata; Mammalia; Rodentia; Cricetidae
Gene: Gpr61
Product: G protein-coupled receptor 61
Exons: 3
Coding region: 194-1540 (448 amino acids)
Biological process (GO): G protein-coupled receptor signaling pathway
Cellular component (GO): plasma membrane; endosome; signaling receptor complex
Molecular function (GO): G protein-coupled receptor activity
Source: RefSeq, a predicted model, not a curated record
GCACUAUCACAGAGGAGCCCAGCUUGGAAGGCUGCUGAUAGGGGUCUGUCCUGCAGGCUCCAGUGGAAGGCUCCCAAUGAAAGAAGAAAGAAAUCUGGAAGCCUAGGCCUGGGGCUUUACAUCCCAGGGCUGUGGAGUAGGAUGGGGGAUGGGCCUGUAACAGGAAGUGCCCUGGGUGUCCUCUUUCGGCCCCAUGGAGUCCUCAUCCAUCCCCCAGUCAUCAGGAAACUCCAGUUUGGGAAGAGCUCUUCAAACUCCAGGUCCCUCUACGGCCAGCGGGGUCCCAGAGUUGGGGCUUCAGGACGUGGCUGCAGAGUCUGUGGCUCUCUUCUUCAUGCUCCUGUUGGACCUUACUGCUGUGGCUGGCAACGCUGCUGUGAUGGCUGUGAUUGCCAAAACACCUGCCCUCCGCAAAUUUGUUUUCGUCUUCCAUCUAUGUCUGGUGGACCUGCUGGCUGCUCUGACCCUCAUGCCCCUGGCCAUGCUCUCCAGCUCCGCCCUCUUUGACCAUGCCCUCUUUGGGGAGGUGGCCUGCCGCCUUUACUUGUUCCUGAGCAUUUGCUUUGUCAGCCUGGCCAUCCUUUCCGUGUCUGCCAUUAACGUGGAGCGCUACUAUUAUGUGGUUCACCCCAUGCGCUACGAGGUACGCAUGACCCUGGGGUUGGUGGCCUCCGUACUGGUGGGCGUGUGGAUAAAGGCCCUGGCCAUGGCUUCUGUGCCAGUGUUGGGAAGGGUCUCCUGGGAGGAAGGAGCUCCCAGUGUUAACCCAGGCUGUUCUCUCCAAUGGAGCCAUAGUGCCUACUGCCAGCUUUUUGUGGUGGUCUUUGCUGUCCUUUACUUCUUGCUGCCCUUGAUCCUGAUUUUUGUGGUCUACUGCAGCAUGUUCCGGGUGGCUCGUGUGGCUGCCAUGCAACAUGGGCCGCUGCCCACAUGGAUGGAGACACCCCGGCAGCGCUCCGAGUCUCUCAGUAGCCGUUCUACCAUGGUCACCAGCUCGGGGGCUCACCAGACCACUCCACACCGGACGUUUGGGGGUGGGAAGGCAGCAGUGGUCCUCCUGGCUGUAGGAGGACAGUUCCUGCUCUGUUGGUUACCCUACUUCUCUUUCCAUCUCUACGUUGCCCUGAGCGCUCAGCCCAUUUCAACAGGACAGGUGGAGACUGUGGUGACCUGGAUUGGCUACUUCUGCUUCACAUCCAACCCUUUUUUCUAUGGAUGUCUCAAUCGUCAGAUCCGGGGGGAGCUUAGCAAACAGUUUGUCUGCUUCUUCAAGGCAGCUCCAGAGGAGGAGCUGAGACUGCCUAGUCGGGAGGGCUCUAUUGAGGAGAAUUUCCUGCAGUUCCUCCAGGGGACCUCUGAGAACUGGGUUUCCAGACCCCUACCCAGCCCUAAGCAGGAGCCACCACCUGCUGUUGACUUUCGAAUUCCAGGCCAGAUUGCUGAGGAGACCUCAGAGUUCCUGGAACAGCAACUCACCAGCGACAUUAUCAUGUCGGACAGCUACCUCCGUCCUGCCCCCUCACAAAGGCUGGAGUCAUGAUGGACACUUGGAGGGAAAUAAGGCUUGGGACUGGUUUAUGGUCUUAAGGACUGCCUUUUCCAUCUGGCUGGGGUUUGGGCUGGGGUCUCUGGACUUAGCUUUUGCUUCGUGUUUCCUUGGUCAGGACCAGAGUCAACAGACUGGACAUGUGGCAAAAGCCUUGGACUUGGCUGUGAUCUUUGACUAUUGGGGGAGGGAACCUGGGUAUGGUGAGCCGGUGAUGAGAGACAAGGGCCACAAAGGACUGGCCUCCCUGAUCUCUCUCCUCAUGGCAGUGACCCACUUCCAGCCCCCUGGACAAUCGGGUACAGGAGACUAAGGGGGACUUUUCCCAGGUGAACUUUCCAGAGGGCUCUGAGCUCUCCUUUAGGAAUCCAGUCUUCACCA